UCUGGUGAUUGCUCUUCUUGUGCAUGCCGAUAGUCAAACAUAAGGUUCACUGUUGCUUUAAACAGCCUUUUCAGUCAUCACUGUCUGCUGACUUGGUAGCUGCUAAUAAAGAGACGUGGUUUUGUGUCAUAUGAGAAUAGACGACAGCGCUAAAGCGCGUCUUUACACAAGGAGAAUCACACUGCCAGCGUCCUGUUGUUAAAUGAUUUGCAUACGGACUUCCGCCCCCUGAAUUUAGUUUCUGCAUCAACUACCAAAGGCAGUGGGCAGACGUGAGCCCUCAUGUCAGGCGUAGUCAUGCGGGCUUGACAUUUAAACUCGGUUAAUAUUUGGACAUGAACGGCGGACGCGUUUGUUUGGGGUCGUCCGCUUGGAUUUGGAUUAAACGGCACAUUGGGAUCUGACACUUUCAUUAUCAGAGGCGGUUCACUAUACUGGAUAUCUGCCGACUGUUUGUGGAUGUAUCGUGACUGUUUUCUUUUUCAUCCAGAGUAAAAUUUGGAUAUGGCACCCAAAAAAACAUUGGUAUUUUAAUAGCAGGAAAAUGUGUUUUUCAUCUCACUGGAGGUGAUGAUUUAAAACAGGGGAUUCCUCGUCAGUUUGCACUUGUCUCUUUGGAUCCCGAAUUAGGUUUCAGGCUCACGCGAUACAGCCAAAUUCUUCAGUCCACAAUAUCUGAUUUCUAAAUUGUCAGAUGUGUCAAACCAGAAACGCCGAAAGAGUUGACCAUCUCUUUUGGAUGGAGUUUUGCCUUUCAGUCUUAUUUUGACGUCUUGGACAGCGUGGAUGCAUGUACAGCCUUGGUGAACAUGUUGAAUCGUUUUUAGUCUACAACGGUUGGAUUACCUCUUUUUGAAAUACAUUUAAUGCUAUAUUUUUUUUCAGGGCAUUUAAACUCGGUGUUUUUUAUGUAACCACUGUUGAAAUCAGACACUGAAUUGUUUCUCGUGAUAUUUUCUUAAGGCAAUCGGCUUAAUCCCUGUGUGAAAAAUACCGUGAUAUCUCUCUAUUUAUUUGUGCUUCUUUAAAAGGCAGUUCACAGCUUUUGCACACCAUGACUUUCUUGUCCGGGGCAGCGGUUCUGUUGCUGCGUGGACUCGUCAUCUCUGCGGUAUUGGUCCUAGAGAGUUCAUACACGAGUAAUUUGUCGAACCGAGUCACUCCGAAUCCAGCAGCAGCAGCAGCAGCUGUUCCUCCUACAGACCCAUGUUCGACAGUCAUCCCUCCAUGUGUGAACGAAGCCGACCGCUUCAGUUUAGAGGCACUGCGGCACAUUCACAAGCAGCUAGAUGAUGAUAACGAUGGAGGAAUUGAAGUCAAUGAGAGCGUGGAGUUUAUUAUAGAGGACAUGAAGCAGCACCAGACCAAUAAACACAGCAAUCUUCACAGAGAGGACCAGCACAUCACAGUGGAGGAGCUAUGGAAGGGCUGGAAGAUAUCAGAAGUGCAUAACUGGACAAUGGAGGAUGCAGUCCAGUGGCUAAAAGAGUCAGUGGAGCUUCCUCAGUACGAAAGAAACUUCAGAGAUUUUAAAGUAGACGGCAACACGCUACCUCGAAUAGCAGCCAAUGAACCGUCAUUUAUGUCAAUGCAGCUAAAGAUAUUAGACCAACGACAUAAACAGAAAUUAAAUCUAAAAGCGUUAGACGCAGUCCUUUUUGGGCCUCCACUACGUCCACACCAUAACUGGGUGAAGGACUUUAUUUUGAUGAUUUCCAUCAUCAUUGGAGUUGGGGGAUGCUGGUUUGCAUACAUACAGAACAAAUCGUCUAAAAUUCACAUCUCUCAGAUGAUGAAAGACCUGGAGAGUCUGCAGCAUGCUGAACUGAGCCUGACAGAGCUACAGAGCCGGUUGGAAAAGGCUCAGGAGGAGAACCGGACAGUGGUGGUGGAGAAGCAGAACCUUGAGCAGAAGAUGCGUGAUGAGAUCAAUGGAGCUAAGAAAGAAGCCAGUAGACUGCGAGAGCUGCGAGAGGGGGCUGAAUGUGAACUCAGCAGACUCAAAUACGCAGAGGAGGAACUAGUGCAGGUGCGAAUGGCUCUGAAGAGAGCAGAGAAGGAGAUGCAGUCUGAAUGGUUGGUGCCUGAAGCUCUGCAGACGUGGCUACAGCUCACACAUGAAGUAGAAGUACAGUACUACAACAUCAAAAAACAGCAUGCCGAGCUGCAGCUCUCAGUCGCAAAAGACGAGGCAGAAAAGAUAAAAAAGAAGAGGAACUCUGUGUUUGGCACCCUCCAUGUUGCUCACAGCUCAUCUUUGGAUGAAGUAGACCACAAAAUACUUGAGGCUAAAAAAUCACUGUCAGAGGUCACAGCAUGUUUGCGGGAACGUCUUCACCGCUGGCAGCAGAUAGAGAAGCUGUGUGGCUUUCCAGUGGUUAAUAAUUCUGGGCUGCCCAACCUCACUGCCUCGCUGUAUGCAGACCACAGCUGGGUGGUCAUGCCGCGGAUGUCUGUGCCACCCUAUCCGAUCACUGGAGGGGUGGACGAUCUUGACGAGGAUACGCCACCUAUCAUUCCACAGUUCACCUCUACAUUGAUUCGACCUCCUCUGACCCGCAACAGCAGUGUUUGUCGUUCUCGCAGAAGUCUUCUGUCUCAGCCCUCAUCCCUCUCAGCUGACCCUGACCUUUUAUCCAUGGCCUCCGCCCCCUUGGCCUACAGACCUGAAGGAGACGAUGAACACAUCAUCUUCAAUGUUGAAAGGAAGGGGGAAACUCAGGACACUUGCUCAGACUCGGACUCUCUCAGUUCCUCUUUGGGCAGAAAGCAGUUCUCCACUUCCUGUGUUCAAAGUACCGGUGUUACAGGCACGGACACCCCGCCACGCAAAAUCUCUCACGAGGAACUUUUUCUCUUCACGCAAGAGGCCCAGGCUGUCGCUCUGGAGAGCUUGCCAUUUUCCACAUCCUCCCCUUCAUCUCCUCUUGACUCCUCCUCAGUUCAUAAGGGCUCUCCUGACCUCACUCGCUCCUCCGUCCUCCCAGAGUCCCAGAGUUUGACCUUUCACCCUGGCACCAAAUCUGUGGCCUACAAUGGCAUCCUGGAAAAGUCAUACAGCUUGGGGCAGCUGCCAGCUGUUGGGACGCCUCCAGAGGGGCAGUAUCCCUCGAUUAGCUCACUCAACACAGAAGGCAAAGCUAUCAAGGAGCCCAAGCAACUCCAAUCCACCUCCUCCCCGGACUCCUGCGAUAAUGGGGAGAAAAAACGCUCCAAGAUCAAGAGCUUGUUUAAGAAAAGCAAAAAGCUGUGAGGAACAGUAGAGGAUGAAAUGGAGGGAAAAGUAGCCUUAAAACAAAACUAAGAAAAAAAUGAGGGUGAUGCUGUCAACCAGAAGCCAAAGCAUUUUUUAGUUUCUCAAUUGUUUUUUUUUUAUUUAAAUGGAAUGUAGCUCCAUCUAGGUACAAUCCUGGGUUGGAAAGCUUAUUAUGGUGAUUUUUUUUUAACCAUCACACGUAUGCCUUUAAAGGCCAGAAAAUUUUAUUGCAGGUUUUUGCAGAACAUGAGUCAUGACCAAUUUGCUGUUUUUAUUUGGAUGAAUUCUCUGUUUUCAUAAAGUGCACCUUUAUGAUGUCAUCAGGAAGUAGGGGAGACCAGGGCUAGUUGUCACAGUUUUUACUCCAGUGAAUAUUUUUCAGGGUAUUUUUUAAAGUUAAUUUCUGGAUAGGCAUAUACCUUAAUGUCUUAGCUACAUAAAAGCUUUUAUACAUUUGUACAGUUAUUUCCAAGGAAAAAAGAUACAGUUUGUUGAAUGAACGCUGACCUUUUGUGACCCCCGAUGCUGUGCAUGGUGUCACUUUUUAUGGGUUAAGUUGUCAGAAUGAAAAAAGGCUUUUCAGCAAAAUUUAAGCUGCAAAACAAUUAUGAAACACAAAACAUAUAAUGAAACAACAAAAAUGAAAAAGAUAACAUACAAAAACAUUAAACCAUUGUUUUAGCCAACAAAUAUUAUUUUAAUAAAUUGUAUACAGUUAUAACAUUUAAACAUGUGACAACUUACCCCAAACUAACAUUUAUGAAAAAUACCUUUGUCCUGAGAAUACAGUUCAAUCUUCAAAUCUACCUUCGUUAUGUAGUUUACCCUUGCCUGGAUGUAUGAUGGUGUAUUUUUUUUAACCAACAGCUAUGGCAAUAAUAUGAUGAUAGUGGAAUUUUAGUUUGGAGGAUAGAAAUCACACACACACACACACACACACACACACACACACACACACACACACACCCGGAAUAGUUUUAAUUGAAAUGUAUUUUAAACUAGGUGUUUUAAACAAACUAAUUUUAAUAAUGACAACUUCUCUGUGUGACAACUAGCCCCGGUCUCCACUGUAGCAAACCAGGUAAUAAUAAAUAGCACAGUGCUAUCCAAAUCUCCAAAUUCCUAAUAAAAAGUAGGCUUCCUGGAAAUUUGUCCUAACUUGUAACAAUAACAAUGAUGUCACAAUAGUUUAAAUGGCAGCUGGAUUUUUUUUUUAGAUAUCUCUAAUUUUGAUAUCAUCACAAGUGUAGUGUUUAAUAUGUGAUUAGAGAUCCACAUUGAGGCUGCCCUUUGGUUUGAAAACCAUUAAAAUCCCUUCCUUUAAAAGGCCCCGGGUUAAAUGUGAGCUUUCAGCUUGAUGUCACUUUCUGUUUACUGUCACAGAACUCCUGUUCUUGACAAAUAUCCUAUAAAUAAUGGUAAACUUAAAGCAGCAUGUCAGAACACCUACAUUGUGAAAUGAUGAUCUCAAGUCAAUGCAUUGCUAGUAAAUUAAUACAAAAUUAUUCUUCAUUCUUAAAACACCCACAGGUGUACAGUUUAUCCCCCCCCCCCCCCCGUUUCUGUUCUGUUAUCAUUUACUCUGUCUGACUUUCUUCUGUGGAACACAAAAGGACUUGUUGGGCAGAAUGUUGGCUUCAGUCACAAUUUACUUUCAUUGUUUGGGGAAAAAAAUGCACUGAAAGUCAGUGAGGCUAAUACUCACUCGCCUAACAUCUCCUUUUGUGUUCCAAUGAAGAAGUCAUAUUGUUUUGGAACAACAUGAGGGUGAGUAAAUGAUGACAUAAUUGUUUUUUAUUUAAAUGUUUUUGUAGACAAUGCCUUUAAGUACUAAGUACUUUCAUUA
Molecule: messenger RNA, 5102 nt
Organism: Myxocyprinus asiaticus (Chinese sucker)
Lineage: Eukaryota; Metazoa; Chordata; Actinopteri; Cypriniformes; Catostomidae
Gene: stim2b
Product: stromal interaction molecule 2b
Exons: 12
Coding region: 1055-3253 (732 amino acids)
Biological process (GO): activation of store-operated calcium channel activity; intracellular calcium ion homeostasis; store-operated calcium entry
Cellular component (GO): endoplasmic reticulum; plasma membrane
Molecular function (GO): calcium channel regulator activity; protein binding; calcium ion binding
Source: RefSeq, a predicted model, not a curated record